Molecule: messenger RNA, 1566 nt
Organism: Penicillium roqueforti
Lineage: Eukaryota; Fungi; Ascomycota; Eurotiomycetes; Eurotiales; Aspergillaceae
Exons: 2
Coding region: 1-1566 (521 amino acids)
Source: RefSeq, a predicted model, not a curated record
AUGGCUUUUGCAGAUAUUAACUGGGGAACGCUGAUCAAUUCAGACAAAAGCCCAGCCCCGCUGCUAGAACAGCUAUGUCUAGGGAUAGCGCAGUUGAUGUGCUCCUUCGAUACCAACGCCACCACUGAUAUCACCCCGGAUCGACUUGCUACUUUUUACCGCAAGGUCGGCGGCAACUACGACCCUUUAUUCCUUGAGACCAAGGCACAAGCCCUGUCAUUCAUCUACCAGUCACUAGGAUGUUUCCACAGUCUCCAACCCUCAGCCAACCCUUACGAACCCCCAUCAAUUCCCUCGCUACUUCCGACUGGCUUCGUGCGGUGGCAGACAAUACAACUGUUGAUGGACCCAGAUGAACACUCAGUGUAUUUGCAGAAUGCAGUCAGCCUUUGGGAUAUUGUAGAUGCAAAUGGCGAGAUCUUUCCCAAGACGAUCCCUCGAGACGCGUUUCCUUCUGAGCCUGACCCGGAGAUGCUUGAAUGGCAUGAAGGCGUGAGUCGGCGAUUGGAGCGUGACUAUCUGAAAAGACACACGAAGCGUGCUUCGCCGCCAGACUUUGGGACAUAUCAUUACCAUUUUAGUGGCAAGGAUCCUCUGCCCGACGAAGACGACUAUUUCUCGCGUUCAGGCCGGGCGGCGUCAAAGCGCCACAGUCAUGCGGAGCCCGAUCGGCCCACCGAUCAUCGCAAUCACCGCCGACGAUAUAGUGGAGAAUAUCCCGCAUUCUCUACACGCAGGCCUAGAGCGAGUCGACCGGGCUUUUCGACCCCGAGAGUUUCAUCCCCUCCCCCAUGGGGGGAGCGUCCGCCCUAUUCAAGCGGACGAGACCAAGGUGCUCGGCACGGCCAUCCACUAAGCCCAGGAACAGGUGAUAUUCCAAAUGUCUCUGAUGUGUCUUCAGAUGAGUCUGCACGCCGCCGCAAGGACCGUGCGGAACCGAAUAAGCACCAAACCCGACGGCAUCUCUCACCACCUUCUAGCAGUAAUGCCAGACGUCACUCCCACGAAGCCUACACUCGCAGGCCAUUCCGAGAUCUGUCACCGAUAAGCCCUACCCGAAAUCGCCGCGGGUAUGAGACUUACCCUUCACGAUCUAGUAAAUCCCACUCUGAGCCUUCAUCGAAGUUUCACCCGAGAGAUCAUCGGGAUAGGGAUCCGAGAGAUUUCCGAAAGGAACAUUCAAAGGACCGUUCUCGAUCGCGCACAGCGGGUGUCAAAUUCCGCGAAUUCAUAUUCGGUGACUCAACUCCUGCUCCAGCUGCUCCAGACCCACCUUUCUACAGGCCACCAACUCCUCCGCCAAGAGCAGUACCGAGACAUCGAGGGACUCACGCCGCAGAUGAUAUGAGAAGAGGAAGUUAUAGUGGCGGAAGUACAGGUAAUAGUCGACCCAGUAGCGGAGGAAGCGGAUCUGAGCGGCCGCGAUCAUACAGCAGUGCUGGAUUCCACCCCCGUACAACUGGAUGGGCGAGCCCUCGCAGCUCCCCUUCAAAGCGAUAUCCUCCUGCCACUGUUCCUGAAGAUGACGGAUACAUCCCCUCACGGAGGGUUCCGAUUUACGAAUAA